Molecule: messenger RNA, 1354 nt
Organism: Cuscuta campestris
Lineage: Eukaryota; Viridiplantae; Streptophyta; Magnoliopsida; Solanales; Convolvulaceae
Source: the annotation of a GenBank genome assembly
AAGUUUUCAUUCAUAAUAAUGGAAAAGAUAACUUGGGAAAAUUUGAUGCUAAGUCGGAUGAAGGAAUUUUCUUAGGUUAUUCUCUUCGUAGUAAGGCAUAUAGAGUGUUCAACAAGCGUACUAAGACCGUAGAGGAGUCUAUUCAUGUUAUCUUUGAUGAAUUUGAUGCUCGCUUGGCGAGAAAAGACAUUUUCACGAAACCCCUUAGUAGGGAGAGUUUCUUCCACAUUCGGAACGAACUUGGAAUUUUGGAUAUCUCUAUGAACUAAUCCAUUCUUUUUAUUGACUAUACUAAUUUGAGCGUCGGAGGCGCGAUAAAUUCUUUUUGCAGGGCUUUUAUUGUAGAGGAAGGAUGCCAAGGUGCAAGAACGCUUCCUCGGGUCAAGAAACCGCAGCAGAGGAGAACGAGAGGCCAUGGCGUCGUGAAGGAAGAAAGUAUAUUCACAUUCAAACGGGUCUCGCCUUCAACACUGGAGCUUCAGUCGAGAGGUUCCACAACAUCUUCCUCACGAAGGAGAUCGUCUCUCCCAAGAUCGUGAACAAGGACCUCUUCAAAUCGGCGACCUAUGCCCCGAGUAAGUCUAUGUUUCUUCAGCAAGGUUUGCUUUGUUUCAUUCAUUUGACGUAUGAAUUUUUCUGUCCAAAUCUUAUACGUCAAUUUUAUGCAAAUCUUCGUACCACUAAGGGAGGUUCGCCAUCUCUCAUUUCCUAUGUUGACGGCAAAACCGUUUUCAUCGACGGUGCCGGUCUGACUUCUUUGUUUGGCCUUCGUCGCGGUGAAAUUAGCGAAAACUUGGAUGAAACAUUCCAAGAUGAGGCAAUUUGGCGACAACUCGGGUUGGAUCCUCGUGAUCUCAAGUUUAGAAACUCUAGCAACCCGAGUGUCAUUAAUCUCAAGCUGAGUCAUCUCAAGCCGGAGGAAGUCGAGCCACGGAGCGGGUCACUCGUCAACGGAGGACUCGUCCAAGAGAAGAAGCACCGGAACCUUCUUGGGUGAAGAAGAUCUUCGAUACUCUCACGUGCAUCCGAGAUGAUGUUCGCCAGCUCAACGCGAGGAUGACUCGUCUUGAGCAAUCUCACUCCUACCGUGGCCCGCGUCACAGCUUUGGCGGAGGAGCUCGUCCAGCGAACUCUCAUUGAUUGUUAUUUUCUCUUAACUGAUUAUGAUACAUUGGUAUUUGUUAUGACUCUUUUGGUGGAUGAUGAUGUUUCCUUUCGAUGAUUCUAGUUGAUAUUCACUGCUUGUGUAUUAAUAUCUUUGUUGGCUUGGCAAUAUUGUUCUUAUUUAGAACAUAUUGUCCCUUUGUGGCAUUUUUUGUAAGAGUUCUCUUUUAAAGAAAACUCUUGCCUUUUU